AUCGGCUUCAAUUUUAGGUGUUCUCGAAUGGUCUGCUCAACUGAAACCGAUCGCAUAAAUGUGUUGAAAAAAUUCAGUCCAAUUGUUUUGAAAUGUCGGAUAAAAACGUGUUACAUGGGACGAAUGAAAAUAAAUGGAUAUUUUUAUCGUACAAGUGUCCAAAACUUAAGGACAGACGGCGUCUGUACACGAGCAGAGGGAACUGUAGACGAAUGCAGACAAAUAUGGUAAGAACUGUAUUACUCGACAUCUAACACGGGUAAUACACAACUUGCAGGAUUUUACAAAUCAAAGCGACAAAAGGAGUCUUUAGUGAAAAAAGAUAGAUACGACAGUCGAACAUUGUGGAGAACGAAUGGAAAGUUCUCGCCAAUACCCAGGCAGAGACCUUCAGUGAGGAAUAUGUCUAUGUCGAACUGCGAUGCAGCACUCAAUAGUUUUGGUGACGAGUCUGCCAUCGCCGCUAGCAAUUGUGUUCGUCCUUAAGUUUUGACAAGUGUUUGAUGAAUCGAGAAGUAAGAGAAAUGAAUCCUCGUUAUCGACAUCUAAUGACAGUCAGUGGUGAGACAUUCGCUGCCUAUUCGUCCGCUCGUCAGAUAACGGAAAGUUCUCCGCCAUGUUGCGCAGUGGGAGAACACAUGUUAACUUCUACCAAUCGAGAUUUUCUCGCUCGUAGUCUCAGCAUUAACAGCAUCGUCGACGUGGAUAUCAACGAUAUAAGCGGAAACGAAGAGAUGUUGGCAACUACUUACUCACUCCGAAGAUGCAAAAAAGCCGUACUUCAACCGUACACGUGGCUGUUGCUGUUGAUUGGUUGGAGAGCAUACGGAAAAGAAAGAGUAGUGAGAUAUCCUCUAAUUUGGCAGGUUAUUAAUAUACUGUACCCCAUUUUUGUCAUAGUCAUUUUCUUGUAUACAAAUAUCAUGCAAGCAAUUACUUGCCACGGAAAGUUAGAUCCUAAAACGGAUACAGUUCCGGCGACCACAGUCCCCGCGACGACAAGACCACCUUACAUGCCGUUUUUCUAUAUCAAUGGACAAGCGAAAGCGACGUCAGCAGAAGAAUGUAGCCACAUCAUCAUCAUAUAUAUUGUUCCCAGUAUUCUUCAUUUUAUAGCUUUCUUGUAUGGAUUUCAUUACUUCAGGAUACAAGAAAACGAACAGUUGUAUUCUUUAAUGGAAAGGGUAUUCGUUCAAGCCCAAACCGCUGCCGGUAUGCAAGAUGUAUUAAUCAGAAAUUCCAGAUUGUUCUUACUAGCAGCCGUAAUUUGGUUAAUUGCCAACAUUGGAUUAGAAAUUCUCUAUUCGUUUGCAUUCGAAUCACUAUCGUCGUCAUUUAUUCAACAUCUAAAUAUUGAAAACGAAUCGGUUCGAUACAUCCUGAUCAUUUUGAGAUUUUUGGGACUAAUCCUCACACAAGGAGUUAACGUUGCAGUUAUUAUAAAUUAUUGCACUCAAUGCGAAAUGCUGGUUAUGCAUAUUCGUGGAAUUUGCCUUCAUCUUCACGAAAAGACCCUUGAUAUAAAGAAUGCUAUGCAUGAAAUUCUAGGUGUAAAGGAGUUUAUAAGCCUGUUAAACGGUACACUUGGAAAGAUGACUGCUUUGUGCAUUAUCGGUUUCACCGAAUUAAUUUUUAUAGGAUUUGGAUUACUACUGUGCAAUCAAGUACAUAAAGCCACCGUAUGGUCUUAUAGAGUAACUUUUGUCAUCGUAUGGGUUGUCGCUUCGUUAUUUCCUAUUAUACAGGCAGCAAGAGUGUCCAAAGCGGGAAGAAAGUUAACUCAGAUUUCUUUAGAAAUGAGAGUAUUCGGUUAUCAGGCAUCAUCGCAAAUGGAAUUGGAUUCGUUUAUUUUAUUUAAUAAUACUGCUAAAUUAAGGGCAAAAUUAUUUGGAGUUGCCAUCUUACCUGGUUCUGUAGUCAUUACCAUAAUUUUAAUUUUUUUUGUUAUAUUAUUAUUAAUCAUCACAGAUAUGGUGCCCAUUUCGACAAUCUGGAGAUUUCUGUAAUCCGAACACAUCUCAGGAAAUAUUUGAAUUAGUGGUAGUCUGUAAAAAAGUAAAUAAAACUUUUUAUAAAAAAAAA
This is a messenger RNA of Centruroides sculpturatus (bark scorpion), 2082 nucleotides long. RefSeq lists its product as uncharacterized. Lineage: Eukaryota; Metazoa; Arthropoda; Arachnida; Scorpiones; Buthidae. The transcript is spliced from 12 exons. Bases 504 to 2006 code for a protein of 500 amino acids. The record is from RefSeq and is a predicted model, not a curated record.